Molecule: messenger RNA, 2157 nt
Organism: Triticum dicoccoides
Lineage: Eukaryota; Viridiplantae; Streptophyta; Magnoliopsida; Poales; Poaceae
Product: BTB/POZ and MATH domain-containing protein 3-like
Exons: 1
Coding region: 1-2157 (718 amino acids)
Biological process (GO): protein ubiquitination
Molecular function (GO): protein binding
Source: RefSeq, a predicted model, not a curated record
AUGACUCGCCGUUGCCCAUGGAAGAAGCGGUCCACCCCGCCGGCCGCCGCUCCGCCUCCACAAGAAGAGACGGCAGCACGCAGGCCGGCGUCCUCUGUCCGAGGCGAGCACGAGUUCCACAUCGUCGGCUACAACGCUCGCGCGGCGCUGGCCAAGAAUGCCCACUACUCCAUCCUCUCCGGCGCCUUUAAGGUCGGCGGCCACAACUGGGCUCUAGACUGCAGCUUCGAUGACGACGGGCACCUCGCCUCUAUCGCCCUCUUGCUGCUCACCGCCUACAUCAGCGACGACGCCGUGGUCGCCAAGGCCAGCCUGAGGAUCGAGGACCCGCUUGGCCGGUGGCCCGCCGCCGUGUGGGAGAGCGACGAAGCCUACACCUUCCACGUCUGGUCCGGCAACAGCUGGCAGCUUUCUCAGGCCGGCAGGAGCUGGACCUUGUCGGUGCCAGAGGCGUUCCGCAGCCAUGAGAGCCACUACAUGGAAGACGACCGCCUCACCAUCCUAUGCACCGUCGAGGUCCUCCGGGAGGAGGAGGAGGACUCUGGCAUCGCCGAGGAUAUGCAAAAGCUUCUUUUCCUCUCGUCGGAGUCGAAGAGUACAAGACCUGCAUGCAUGUUGCCGAACGUGACGUUCGUUGUGGAGCAGGCCGAGAUCCAGGCGCACAGGCUCGUCCUUGCCAUGCGGUCACCGGUAUUCGCCGCCGAGCUCCUCGGUGACAUGAGAGAGGGUACCACCCGUCACAUCAUGGUCGAUGACAUGAGCGCCUCAACCUUCAGGGCCAUGCUCCGCUUCAUCUACACCGAUAAGCUGAACAUCAAAAGGAAGGCUAGCGAUGUGGCUUUGAGAAGCCAACGUGGUUGCAAAGAAAAACGUGCGGCGAGACGUCGUGUGGACAUGGCGCUUGACCUGCUUGUUGCCGCUGAUCGCUACGACCUAGAGAAGCUAAGGCUCAUGUGCGACAAGAUACUGUCUGAAAACAUAGAUGUGGAUUCUGUCACGCCGACGCUGAUGGUGGUGCACGGACGGUUAAGCUGCCGCCAACUGGAGGCAUCUUGCAUCGAUUACUUGGCGUCCGAUGACGACGUGUAUGCCAAUGUCAAGGCCAUGGAGGAGUACAAGGAGCUAGAGGAAAGUUGUUGGUCGUUCACAGCAGAUGUAAUGGACAAAGUAGCCAAACGUAAAUUAGCGGCUAAUGACUCCUCCUUGGGCGCCAACACCAGCCGCCGACGACCAGAGAAAAAGAGUGUGUCGACAUAUAACAUAUCGGAGGUUGUCCGCGGCACAUAUGAGAUGAGGAUCCCCAACUUCGAUAGCAUGCGAAGGAACUAUAGUGUCAAGCAAACAAUCUUUUCGGAUAUUUUUCAGAUAGGAGGUUAUGACUGGAAGCUAAAGGUAUCAGUAAAGGAAAAGACAAUCUCCGUGUUCGCCAAAUUGUUGACUGAUCCAGGAACCGCUGGUCUUAGGGCAGCCCUGUUUAUGAGGAUGCAUGACCCUGGUGGCAAGUUGCGGCCAAUCCUAAGACGAUUUAAACCAAUCUUCAGCAGGAAAGCAACAACAUGGGGGUAUUCAAAUUUCAUGAGCGCUAAAGGCACCGAGUCACCGUACCAGUACCUAGCACAUGAUGGCUCUCUAACCAUACGCUGCAAUUUCUUAGUUAGUGCCAUUUCAGCCAGUGUCGAAGACAAGACUCUUGCGCCACCGCCGAGCAUCAUGUCUCACCUUGAGGAACUGCUAGUGAGCGAGAAAGCUUCAGAUGUGAAGUUCCUAGUCGAAAAGAGAGAAAUUCACGCACAUAGCCUCAUCAUCGCCACACGGUGCCCGACCCUUUACAUGGUUGUUGCGGCCACCAACAAGGAGGAGGCCAUCAUACCCAUCAAUGAUAUGAAGGCGGCUGUCUUCAAGGCGAUGCUCCACUUCAUCUACACCGACGAGUUGCCUCCCUUGGAAGACAUAGCCCUUGCUGCGGGAGACGGCACGAUGACUACUGCCGGGGACAUGCUGGCUGUGGUGUGCCGGUUCCAGCUGGACAGGAUGAAGGACAAAUGCGAGACCUUGUUUGGUCAGUCUGUCUCGAAACAGAACGCGUCGAGCAUGCUCAAACUGGCGCGCCAUCAUCAUUGCAUGAAGCUCAAGGAUUACUGCUUGAAGUUUGAAUAA